Messenger RNA from Saccharomyces paradoxus, 1410 nucleotides. It is a transcript of the gene CRP1, whose product is annotated as Crp1p. The transcript has a single exon. The coding region runs from base 1 to 1410 and encodes 469 amino acids. Gene Ontology annotation, biological process: signal transduction. Lineage: Eukaryota; Fungi; Ascomycota; Saccharomycetes; Saccharomycetales; Saccharomycetaceae. Gene Ontology annotation, cellular component: nucleus; nucleotide-activated protein kinase complex; cytoplasm. The record is from RefSeq and is a predicted model, not a curated record. Gene Ontology annotation, molecular function: protein kinase binding.
AUGAGUAGUGAAGUCACGUUUGACUAUACUUUUAGCUGGCCUGCUGGCCCCAAAGAUGUUAUCUUAACAGGAACGUUUGAUGAUUGGAGGGGCACUUUACCCCUCGUGAAGACCGCAAAGGGCAAUUUCGAAAUUACCAUGCCCGUAAAGCUAACCAACAAGAAUGACAAGUUUCAAUUCAAGUUUAUUGUGGAUGGCGUUUGGUGCGUUAGUGAUUCGUAUAAGAAGGAGCAUGUUAGUGAGGGAAUCGAAAACAAUUUCCUUCAAAUUACCGAUUUAGUUGAAACACAGGAAGUCGGCAGUGUCAGUAGAAUCCCAGAAGCAGGGGGUCUACUAUGUGGUAAACCACUUCGUGCUGCAGGUCCUCCUUCUACAAGUAAUAGAAAGAAAAACAAACGCAAUAAUAAAAAAAGAAGAUCUAAGUUGAAGAAAAAGAGCACCAAGAACAAUAAGAAGUCAAAUGAAAAUUUGGACGAUAACGAAGAAGAAAAGGAGGAUGAGGACGAUGUGACCGGAACUACUACUGAGAAUGUCACUGGAACUUCAAGGGAAGAAACUCCAUUAUCGGAACCUACGGAUGUUUCCAAAGAGGCUUCAGGAAAUUUCCAUAUCUUGCCAAUUGAUCAAAGUGCAGAAACAACUCAGUCAAAUGGUAUCAUUGGUGGACCAGGUCCUGUUCUUGUCCCAAACCCUGGUGAAAUUAAAGAAUUUACCGAAAUUAGAGACGUCGAUGCUAAGGAGUUGAAUGAAAGACUAAACAAAAUAGAACAGGUUCCAGAACCUGUCGUUGAUCCUACUGUUGGAUCCUCAGUUGGGGAGAAGAUUUCUGCGCUUCCACAAGCUGAAGACCCAAUUGUUGAGACCGAGGAAACGUCUCAUAAUGUGCAGGAACUUACCCCACAAGUGGAAGCGGUUACUCCGGUAAUUAAUGAGCCUGAACCAUUACCUACUCCAGAAGCACAAAUAUCUAUCGCUGAAUCAUCGAAAGCUGAGCCAAUAGAGGGAGCUUUUCAAUCUGAAUUGGCGGAGAAGCAUGAUUCCACUGAGAAUGUGUUAGACACAUCCAAAAAUGUGGAGAAGAAGCCUAAACAAGAAGAAGUUUUUACAUUGGAUCCUGUCGUUAAUAAAGCCCCCAAGCCUUCCUUGGCUGAUGGACACGCUGCAGAAGGUAAGGAAUCACCAGCAGUGUUCGAAGAAAAUGAAAAGAAGAAGAAACAGGAAGAAAAGGGAUCUAAACAGGUCAGGAGGUCCGAAAUCAGCAGGGAGAAAAAGCCUUCCACCAAAGAAGUUAGGAAACAAUCUAUAAAAGCUCCAAAAAAGCAAACAGCCUCUCCUUUGUCUUCUACAACAGAAGAGCCGAAGAAGAAGAAGACCGGUUUUUUCGGUAAAUUAAAGAAGCUAUUUAAGUGA